AUUUAUUAUAAUUAUUGUUAGAAAAAAUAAGCUUAUUUUCGUAGUAUUUGGAGCACAUUUUUUUAUUUCGCUAUUGAUCCAUGCUUCCUGUGUAAACAAUUAUAAAAACAAACGCGGGUAGUUCGAAAAACAUCUGCUGAGUUGCCGGCACGUUUUGACCUCUUAAUUUUAUCUUUAUGUAUAAAAUUAGAGACCGGUCUUAGUGCGUCCCAAAACAAAAUACAUAUAUGUUUGAAAUUACCUAAAAUGAGAAUAAAUACACGUGUUCUGUCGUCGGCUGCUGCGAUAGCGAUAACAUGUGUUGUAUCCGCAGCUGCAUAUUAUUACAAGAGGCGUAAAGGAGAGGUUAAUGAUGUGAUGGUGUUCUGUAAACUCCAAUUUAAUGCUUACAACUACUUUGACAAACUAUUAAGCUUUAUAGAAUCAGCAAAAGAAAGCGUUAACGUUUGUAUGCCCGGUAUCCAUAAUCCAGUGAUACAGGGUCGUUUGGUUAAGCUUUUGAGGGAGAAGAACAUCAAAGUACGAAUUAUCAUGGACCGGACAGGAUAUAAUGAAUCCACCGAAUUUUUUAUUAAAGAGCUUAUAGAUUCAGGUGCCGAGAUUAGAUGCAAGGCUAAUGACCCUUUAUAUACGAUGCAACACAAAUUUUGCUUGGUCGACGAUAGGAUUCUCAUGACGGGGACAUUAAACUGGGGCAACGAUCGUUCAUUUGAUCACUGGAAUUACGUGUAUAUUACAAGUAAAUUACAACUCGUUGAACCAGUCAAAGAUGAAUUUUAUCAAAUGUGGGAUGCAUCUAACAAUGUCGAACAUGUAUGUGAUGCACAAAUGUAUGAUAGCGACGCCGAAACGGUAGAGAUCACCAAUUUAGACGAUAUUUCGGGUGAAAAUGGAGUUGAGGUUGGCAACACUACGACGGAAUUUCCCCCGAAAUCAAAAACUACGUCAGAAGAAACUUCCGCGCUAGAGUUUAUUUCGUUUGAAAAAAUACACUAAUUUAUUUUAAACUAGUAUAUAUUAAACUUAAUCUAAUAAUAUAUUUUAAAUUAUAUUGUAUCUGUACAUAGUGUAAAUCACAUAGAUUAUAAUAAAUAUAUGAA
Molecule: messenger RNA, 1100 nt
Organism: Colias croceus (clouded yellow)
Lineage: Eukaryota; Metazoa; Arthropoda; Insecta; Lepidoptera; Pieridae
Product: mitochondrial cardiolipin hydrolase-like
Exons: 3
Coding region: 247-996 (249 amino acids)
Biological process (GO): piRNA processing
Cellular component (GO): mitochondrion
Molecular function (GO): RNA endonuclease activity producing 5'-phosphomonoesters, hydrolytic mechanism
Source: RefSeq, a predicted model, not a curated record